GGGAGCUGGUGCAACACGGGAUUGGCGCGCUUGCAGACUUUUAAUCUAUUCGGGGUUAUCAGGCGGGUUAAUACCCGGUUUGGCCUGAGGAGCGCCGCCGCUUCGGUACAACAAUACGGCGUGCGGAGGGAGCUUCCUCGAACAUGAUCAGCCGCGAGACGGGAGAAGCAAGCAAAACAUUGCCACCAAUGGUGGCUUGUCAAUUUUCACUGAUUCGUGUGCAUUUAUAUGGUGGGAUUAUCUGUGCAACUUGGCUACUCAGGGCCUGGUCAUGGGAAUAUCUUCCUGCUGUUCAACUAUUAACACUUGCCCGGGCUAAUGGGUUCAUAAAAUUGACGACAUUCUCCGAAUCGUCGACCACAUUCUCCGAAUCAUCGACCACAUUCUCAGACGAGACUGAAAAUCACCCUCGCCUAAGAUGAGGGCCAAGAACGCCGCGGCGCUGGCUGCGAGCUGCCUCGCUGCCGUAGCCACCUGCCACGACGUCAACACUUCACCGGCUCCCCAAGCCGCAACCUUUUCCAACCCCGUGCUCUGGCAAGACUACCCGGACCUGGACGUGUUCCGCGUAGGCGACGUCUUCUAUUACUCAUCCUCGACCUUUGCCUACUCGCCCGGCGCGCCCGUGCUGCGGUCGUACGACCUGGUCAGCUGGGAGCCCGUGACGCACAGCGUCCCGCGGCUCAACUUUGGCGCCAAGUACGACCUCGGGCCCUCGUCCCAAGCCUACGUCAAGGGCAUCUGGGCGUCGAGCCUGCGGUACCGCGCGUCGACCGACACGUUCCACUGGCUAGGCUGCGUCGAGAGCAGCCGCACGUACAUCUGGACGGCCGCGGGCACCGCCGCCGGCCGCAACCGCGGUGCUGUGGCUAACGCCAACUGGAACUGGACCAGCCAUACUCCACCGCUCGCCUCGUGCUACUACGACGCCGGGCUGCUGGUCGACGAUGACGCCGCCGAGACGCUGUACGUGGCCUACGGCAACACGCGCAUCCGCGUCGCGCAGCUAUCCGCCGACGGCCUGGCCGAGGUCAAGUCGCAGGAGGUCUACGCCGCGGCCUUCACCGUCGAGGGCUCGCGCAUGUACAAGAUCAACGGGACGUACUAUAUCCUCGUCACGCGCCCCGCGGCCGCCGAGUACGUGCUCAAGUCCACUACCGGCCCGUUCGGCCCGUACCGCCUCGCGCCGAAGCCGCUAGUGUCGAGCAUCGCCGGGCCAUUGAGCAGCGCUGGCUACGCGCACCAGGGCUCCAUCGUCGACACGGUCGACGGGAAGUGGUACUACGUCGCGUUCCUCGACGCGUACCCCGGCGGCCGCAUCCCCGUCGUCGCGCCGCUGACCUGGACGCCCGACGGCUGGCCGCAGCUCGUCACGGAUUCUGCGGAUCGCUGGGGGGCCACGUACCCGCUUCCGGUCGUGAACAGUAGCUGGGCGAAAGCAGUGCCGUCGCCGCUCGGCACGGACGCGUUUGAGGGAUCCGCGCUGAGCCACGCCUGGGAGUGGAACCAUAAUCCGGAUGACGCCAGUGGCAGCGGCAGCGGCAACAAGGGAGGCGGGCUGGUGCUGCAGACGGCUUCCGUGACGACGGACCUGUUCGCGGCGCGCAACACGGUGACGCAGCGCAUCCUAGGCCCCAAGGCCGCCGGCACGUUCCGGCUCGACGCGCGGGGGAUGCGCGCCGGGGACCGCGCCGGCGCCGUCCUCUUCCGCGACCGCGCGGCCUAUAUUGGCGUGUGGGUUGACGACAAGAACAGCAGUGCGGCGCGGCUCGUCGUCGUCAGCAACCUGACGCUGGCGCAGGGCACAUGGGCGACGGCGUCCGCGGGGACGGUCGUGGCCACGGGGCCCGCGUUGGCGGCGGAUGUGCUGGGCGACGUGUGGCUGCGCGUUGACGCUGAUGUGACGCCUGCGUUUGGGACGAGUACCGAACGCACGGCUACGUUUGCGUAUAGCGUGGAUGGCGGGAAGAGUUUUGCGCGCCUGGGCCCGGCGGUGGCGAUGAGUAAUUCGUGGCAGUUCUUUUCUGGGUACCGGUUUGGUGUGUUCAAUCAUGCUACCCGCGCGCUUGGAGGUGAGGUUACUGUCAAGAGCUUUACUAUGAGCCAGUGACGGAAGGGUGAUUAGAGUGUGCAUAUUUGGGUUUGUGGGAUACAUUCGGGGUUGUGAUUAUAUAUUUAUUCUAUGCCGGUAUGAUAACAGAAUCCGUUGGGGUGAUGGUCAGUCGCACUAGCUGGCCCUACCACAGAAUCGUGUGAACGGAAGCUGGCCAGCCGUCACAGUAUUCUUCUAGUUCACAUAGAAUUACGUACCACGCCAACAAAACUUGAGAGAGCCGAGGCCACUAUUCGACCUAGUUUAGCGAGCUGGGCAACUCACCGCGUAAGCUACCGGUGGUCCCUAGGAGCCCAAGACCGGGACUAGAGCUUCCUUUGUUUGGGUUCCUUUCUCCCCCUUCUCAACCCUUAUUCCAG
Molecule: messenger RNA, 2472 nt
Organism: Lasiosphaeria miniovina
Lineage: Eukaryota; Fungi; Ascomycota; Sordariomycetes; Sordariales; Lasiosphaeriaceae
Product: arabinoxylan hydrolase
Exons: 2
Coding region: 419-2110 (563 amino acids)
Biological process (GO): carbohydrate metabolic process
Molecular function (GO): hydrolase activity, hydrolyzing O-glycosyl compounds
Source: RefSeq, a predicted model, not a curated record